CUGUCGACGAGGCGGGUCACGUGAGCGGGCACUGCAAGAUGGCGGCGGUGGAAGGAGAAAGUUGGCGGCGGUGAAGGGUCGGUGUGACCGAGUGUGUGGCGGGAGGCGGACGCUCACUUCCCGGGCCCCUCGGAGAGCGGCGUGAAGUCCCGCCGUCAGUCCAGGUUCACACGGAGCCUGAACCAUGGCCACAAAUGGUGCAAAUUCUGCUUCAGUAAGCAACCACGCAACAAAAUCACAACUUGGGAUAAAAGUCAUUUGUGCAAAACUCAAGGAAAAUAAGAAGAACUGGUUUGGGCCCAGUCCCUAUGUGGAAGUGGCAGUUGAUGGCCAGUCAAAGAAAACUGAGAAACUUACCAACACACACAACCCCAAGUGGAAACAGCAAGUCACAGUGAUUAUAACACCGUUCAGCUUGAUCACUUUUAGGGUAUGGAGCCAUCAGACUCUGAAAUCAGAUGUCCUGCUGGGAUCAGCCACUCUGGAUAUCUGUGAGACGUUAAAAUCUAAUAAUAUGAAAUUUGAAAACGUGGUUAUAAAGUUACCACUCAACAAUGACCGUGAGAUUGUGGACGGUGGUGAGCUUAUUGUAUCCCUGGAUGGAUUAACUGUAGAUCCUGAAGUCCUGACAAAUGGAGAUUUUACAGCUGCAACAACCAACUCGACAAGUGAUGGUUCCCGGUGUGGUAGUGAGGCAUUUAUACUUAAUCCCUCCAGUGCAAAUGGUGACGCCAUCUCACAAGAAGGCUCGGUGGACUCUGGCUCUGCUGGUGAACAUAACGUAAAUGGCAGAGGUACUCCAUCACCGUCUCCAAACUCAAUGCCCAUAAGGCCACCGAGACCCUUACGGCCUCCACCUCCUGUCCCUUCCAGACCUGACACUAUACCAGUGUAUGAAAAUGGGUAUUCGGUUCCGAUGGAGAAUGGGUCCUCAUCCGCUACCGUCCCAACUGUCACAAACACUGUGCCUUCGACGUCUGCUACAAACUUGUCAGAACCACCACCCAGCCUAGCACCACCAACUGAAUCCAUAUCUCCCGGUGAUCUUGCACUAAGCAGAGUGAGCAAGGGUCCACUUCCACCUGGCUGGGAGCAGAGGGCGGAUCAACAGGGUAGAUUCUAUUUUGUAGAUCACAUUGAGAAGCGAACAACCUGGGAAAGACCACAACCAUUACCUCCAGGCUGGGAGCGGAGGGUGGACGAGAGGCACAGGAUUUACUACGUUGACCACAUUACUCGGACCACCACGUGGCAGCGGCCUACAGUGGAGUCUGUCAGGAACUUUGAGCAAUGGCAGUCACAGAGAAAUCAGCUUCAGGGAGCCAUGCAGCAGUUCAACCAGAGAUUUAUUUAUUCGUAUCCUGAGCCAGUGGUGCCUGCUGAAUUUGACCCUCUUGGCCCGUUGUCAUCAGGAUGGGAAAAGAGAACAGACAACAAUGGCAGAAUGUACUUUGUAAACCACAUAACACGUACCACUCAGUGGGAGGAUCCUAGGACAGAAGGAAUUCUCAAUGAAAAGCCCUUGCCAGAUGGAUGGGAGAUGCGGUUUACAGUCGACGGUGCUCCAUACUUUGUGGAUCAUAAUAGAAGAACAACAACAUACAUUGACCCACGUACUGGCAAGUCAGCACUAUCGAACGGUCCAAACAUCGCGUAUGUCCGUGAUUUCAGAUCCAAAGUCUCCUAUUUCAGGUUCUGGUGUCAGCAACUGGCUGCGCCUCAGCACAUAAAAAUAACUGUGACCAGGAAAACUUUGUUUGAGGAUUCGUUUCAGCAGAUCAUGAGCUUCAAUCCUCAAGACCUGCGAAGGAGGUUAUGGAUCAUUUUCCCCGGAGAGGAAGGCUUAGAUUAUGGAGGUGUGGCAAGGGAAUGGUUCUUCCUACUGUCCCAUGAAGUUUUGAACCCCAUGUAUUGCCUCUUUGAGUAUGCUGGGAAGGAAAGUUAUUGCUUGCAAAUAAAUCCUGCAUCUUACAUCAACCCAGAUCAUCUGAAGUACUUCCGAUUCAUCGGUCGUUUCAUAGCCAUGGCAUUAUUUCAUGGGAAAUUCAUUGACACUGGAUUCUCUCUGCCAUUUUACAAACGGAUUCUGAACAAAGCAAUAGUAACCAAAGACUUGGAAUCUAUCGAUCCGGAAUUUUACAAUUCCCUCAUUUGGAUAAGGGAGAACAAACUGGAAGAAUGUGGUCUGGAAAUGUAUUUCUCAGUUGACAAAGAAAUUUUAGGUGAAAUACAAACACAAGAGCUGAAACCUGAUGGCAAUAAUAUACUGGUGACUGAGGAAAACAAAGAGGAGUACAUUGGACUUGUAGCUGAGUGGAGACUAUCGCGUGGCGUUGAAGAACAGACGCAGGCAUUCCUGGAGGGCUUUAAUGAAGUGCUUCCUUUACACUAUCUUCAGUCAUUCGAUGCCAAAGAAUUGGAGGUGCUACUUUGUGGAAUGCAAGAGAUUGAUUUGAAUGAUUGGCAGAGAAAUGCAAUUUAUCGGAACUACACCAGAAACAACAAACAAAUAAUCUGGUUUUGGCAGAUUGUGAAAGAAAUGGACAACGAGAAACGAAUGCGUCUGCUGCAGUUUGUCACUGGGACGUGCCGCCUUCCGGUCGGUGGCUUUACAGAUCUCAUGGGAAGCAAUGGUCCCCAGAAAUUCUGCAUUGAAAAAGUUGGGAAAGAAAACUGGUUACCAAGAAGUCACACGUGCUUCAAUCGUUUGGAUUUGCCGCCAUACAAGAGCUAUGAGCAAUUGAAGGAAAAGCUGCUCUUUGCAAUAGAAGAAACUGAAGGAUUUGGACAAGAGUAACCCCAUAUAACAGUCUCAACCGAAGAGAGUUAACGUGCUGUCUGUUAUUUUAAGAGGCUUUGGAAAUGAGGAAUGCAUUUCCAUUUCUUAUGCUUUUCUUUCCAGUAGUCAUUUGUUUAGCCAGACGUGUCAGGUCAGACUAUUUCUGUCAGAAACCCUAUGGGAAAUGGAUGCAGAGACAUGCCUCGACUUUGUCUCUCUGUAUUUGCAAGUGAAAAACCCGAUAUUAUGGAGAAAUUGUACAUGUUCACAUGGAAUUAAUCUGCUGUGAUAAACAGCUUAAACCACAGUUUGUUCAUUUGCACUGUGUGUGAAGGAACAGGCAGGCUGACCCUGCCCGGACAGGAAUACAAUUGGCUGCUAUUUAUGACUACGUGAGCUGGUUGAUUAGGCUUUCCGAGAUUUGAUUGCGUCUUGCAGCCGAGACUAAGCCAGGGCUGAGUAACUACCCGGCCUGUAUUGAGAAACAAACCAUGAUGGACUGUAUCUUACCCUUUUCCCUUCCUUUUUGCCUUCUGAUUGGAUUGUAUUUAUCAUGAUCUGUCAUUGGGGUCAUCUCCCCCUUCUCUCCUCUUACCUUAUCCAAUAGUCUGUCUUAACAGAUCUGCAGAUGCUAGUUUAAUACAAAGAUAGACAAAGUUCUGGCGUAACUCUGCGGGUCAGGCAGCAUCUCUGGAGAAAAAAAGAUGGGUGACAUUUCGGGUCUGAAGAAGGGUUCCAACCCGAAAUGUCAGCCAUCCUUCUCCAGAGGUGCUGCCUGACCCGCUGAGUUACUCCACCACUUAUUGUCCAUCUUCGGUACAAACCAGCAUUUGUAGUUAUUUAUUUCUACAACCUGUCUUUGUCACAGGAUUUAUUUCUAAUUUGUUUUAAUAAGUUGAAAAGCAGUUCAAGCAUGUCCUGUGAGGUUGAGUCUCCUUUCCAAUUGAGGAAUGCCCCAUUGUCAUUGUUCAACAGAUGCCUCCUAUACUUUUGUUGGUUUUCUUUUAGAAGUCAAUGAAACUAGCACACCAGUAGUAAUUGUGAUAAUAUCCCAAACCUAAUCCCCCUCUCUGCACAGUGUAGUUUGGAAAGCAGAAGUUUCUGCUCUGUAUUUUAAAAUGAAUCAAAAACUUAGCUGAGGUUAUGUAGCUCUAGUUUUAUAGAGCAUGAGUAGAGAAUGUUUGUGGUAUUCACAGUGCCCUCCAUAAUGUUUGGGACAAAGACCCAUCGUUUAUUUAUUUGCCUCUGUACUCCACAAUUUGAGAUUUGUAAUAGAAAAAAAAAACACAUGUGAUUAAAGUGCACAUUGUCAGAUUUUAAUAAAAGGUAUUUUUAUACGUUUUGGUUUCACCAUGUAGAAAUUACAGCAGUUUUUAUACGUAGUCCCCUCCAUUUCAGGGCACCACGAUGUUUGGGUGACAGCAAUGUCAUGUAAAUGAAAGUAGUCAUGUUUAGUAUUUUGUUGCAUAUCCUUUGCAUGCAAUGACUGCUUGAAGUCUGUGAUUCAUGGACAUCACCAGUUGCUGGGUGUCUUCUCUGGUGAUGCUCUGCCAGGCCUGUAUUACAGCCAUCUUUAGCUUAUGCUUGUUUUGGGUGCUAGUCCCCUUCAGUUUUCUCUUCAGCAUAUAAAAGGCAUGCUCAAUUGGGUUCAGAUCGGGUGAUUGACUUGGCCACUCAAGAAUUGACCAUUAUUUAGCUUUGAAAAACUCCUUUGUUGCUUUAGCAGUAUGUUUGGGGUCAUUGUCUUGCUGUAGAAUAAACUGCUGGCCAAUGAGUUUUGAGACAUUUGUUUGAACUUCAGCAGAUAGGACGUGUCUAUACACUUCAGAAUUCAUUAUGCUACUACCAUCAGCAGUUGUAUCAUCAAUGAAGAUAAGUGAGCCAGUACCUUCAGCAGUCAUACAUGCCCAGGCCAUAACACGCCCACCACCAUGUUUCACAGAUGAGGUGGUAUGAUAGGGAUCUUGAACAGUUCCUUCUCUCCUCCAUACUUUGCUCUUGCCAUCACUCUGAUAUAAGUUAAUCUUCGUCUCAUCUGUCCACAAGACCUUUUUUUCAGAACUGUGGUUGCUCGUUUAAGUACAUCUUGGCAAACUGUAACCUGCCCAUCCUAUUUAUGGGGCUAACCAGUGGUUUGUAUCUUGCAGUGUAGCCUCUAUAUUUCUGUUCAUGAAGUCUUCUGCGGACAGUGGUCAUUGACAAAUCCACACCUGAUUCCUAUAGAGUGUUUCUGAUGUUGGACGUGUUUGGGGAUUUUUCUUUAUUGUAGAGAUAAUUCUUCUGUCAUCAGCUGUGGAGGUCUUCCUUGACCUGCCAGUCCCUUUGCGAUUAGUAAGCUCACCAGUGCUCCCUUUCUUCUUAAUGAUGUUCCAAACAGUUGAUUUUGGUAAGCCUAAGGUUUGGCUGAUGUCUCUAUCAGUUUGAUUCUUGCUUCUCAGACUCAUAAUGGCUUCUUUGACUUUCAUUGGCACAACUUUGGGCCUCAUGUUGAUAAACAGCAAUAAAAGUUUCCAAAGGUGAUGGAAAGACUGGAGGCAUGACGAGGUGCUGAGAACUCUCUUAUACCUGCAUUAAGGAGGCAUUUAAACACACCUGAGCAAUUAUAAACUCCUGCGAAGCCAUGUGUCCCAAACAUUAUGGUGCCCUGAAAUGGGGGGACUCUGUAAGCACAGCUGGUGAAACCAAAAUGUAUUUAAAAAAAAAACCUUUAAUAAAAUCUGACAAUAUGCACUUUAACCACAUGUGAUUUUUUUUUUUCUAUUACUAAUCUCAAAUUGUGGAGUACAGAGGCAAAUAAAUGAUGGGUCUUUGUCCUAAACAUUAUGGAGGGCACUGUAUGUACUGAUAUCUCUGACUCUGGCACGUCUGCAGAAUAAAACAUCGCCUCUUGCGGGAGCAUGAAUUUUAUCUCUUCCCCCCACCACCACAUUUGCCCUUUUAGAUUUUGCCAUUGUGUCUGGCAGGCAACUUAUCUGAGGGUGUUUUACAGUGACGAGUCUCAUACAAGUAGCAUUCAAGCUAGCACUGGAUACAUUUUCCCAUCUCUAGAAGGCACAUUAGCAAUGUACAGUACUUUGUAAAGGGGGGGAGGGGAAGGGGAAGGGCCUUGUUUUGGUGUCUGAAGUUGAGGAUGUGUGGGAUGUAGAAAAAUACUCUAUUUUCCCAUCAGCAUUCAAAAGCAACUUUUCAGAGACCAUGCCCUCGAAAUGUUAUGUUUGUGUCCAGGACAAAUUGUACAUCGUUUCUCUUCUUUAUGGCCUGGAAAUGUUUGCGAACAUUUGUUAACCUCCAGCUUUCCAGACUUGCAACAUCUAUUUGCCUGCUCUCUAGUUAAUUCCUUGAAGAUGAGCUUUAAAAUGGUCCCAGGAAUUCAUUUGGGAUAUUCACAAUGAUUGAAUUAGGUAUUCCAACCCUGCCUACACAUCACUACACCUCUUAUUACUUUCAAGUGAUUUAAACUGGAGCUUUUUGGAUGUAAUUGCCCUCUGUAAAUUGCCCCUAGUUUGUAGAGAGUGGAUGGGGAAAGUGGGAUAACACAGAACUAAUGUAAACGGGUGAUCGAUCGUCGACGUGGGUAGAAGGCCCUAUUUCCGUGCUGUAUCUUUCAAUCAAAAAAAGUCUACCUUUUCUUAGCAGGGAUAAAAUCUACCCCAAAUCACCAAUAGUAUAAUGAUCAUAUCUGUUUGUAUUCUAAUUUGUUUAAAGUAAUUUUAACAGGCCAAUAAUGGUAUGAAAUCUCUGCAGGAAGGUUGCCACCACUAUGGUCUCACUGUAAAGUGUGUUAAUGAGAUUCACGCGAGGAUAGAUUUCUGCUUAGCCGUGAUGCCCUCCUGCUUCAGAUUUCCUGUGAGGAUUCGCUGGCUAGGCUUGCAUGAGGGAAGACAUGGCAGCUGGGGUUAAUAUAAAAUGGUGAUUUAAGGAAAGAUGGCGGAAAGCUGCAUUGCAUGUGGCAGCAAUGAGAAGGAAAGUGCCCUGUAUCGUCGUCAUCUCCCGUAUUGCGCAGUUGAGUAGAUAUUUAUUUAUUGCAUGGGGCGGUGGCUCAUCUGUAUCUGAGAGGCAUUUACUGUCUAGUUAUUUAUCUCACUGGCCUGAGAUUUGGGGUGAGGAUCUGUUUUGAAUUAAAGGUUUAAAUUAUUCAAACAGCAUCUGCUUGGUUAUAAAAAAUGUACACCAAUUCUACCGUUCACUGAACUCAACACCAUUCUCUUGCCACACUCUCCACAAAGUUGUAUGUAAUAGUAUGUAAACUGGUGAAUGGCACAUUGCCUGAUGCAAUAACUCUGCAGGGGGACAGGUAGUUGAGGUAGUCAACAACUGGCCUGAUUGCAUUGGGGCACUGAGGAAAUUCACCUGUGACUAAGUGUGCCCAAGACUAGAUUGGACCUGAGCUUUGAUGCAUUGCAUUCUCACAAUGGUCUCUACACCUGCUGUCCGAUCUUGAGUGGAAAGCGGUGGCUCGUGUUGAGACUGCUGAUGUCAGCAAAAGAGCCUGCACUCUCGAGGUAGGGUGAAAGAAUGUUGGGUUGUCUUAUAUUUAAUUAAGCCAAUUCUUAAACCAGAUUUUAUUUGUAAUAUAUUGUUAUGAUUAGUUAUAAAUUACAUGUAUAGGAUAUAAGAGAGAGAUAGUUUUUGUUAAAACCUGAAUAUUUGGGUGAGUUUUUGAAUCCAGUUUGAUUUGCAACUGGGACUCCAGUUUUAACGUAAACCAGCAUCUCACUGGUUUGUUGAUCAAUGUGUGUUUGGAGGUUGUUUGAUCCAUAUUGACAUACAUUUGUUGGCCGCUGGCUCUGACAUUUGGUGUGCUGGUUAUUGGCCAGUGAAAGCCUUUGCUGGGCAAUGUACAUGUGGACUAUGUGCACUGAGGGCAAGGCCAGGCCUCGUCCCCUCUGUGAACAGAUAUCUGCUGUAUUUACUCACCCCUGCUUAGACACCUAAAACCCCCAGCAACAGUUAUCACCCGAGGUUAAUAUUUUCAAUCUGAAACCUAUAGAAACCCUGUGGGAGGCCAGCUUCAACAAACUAAAAAUAAAAGAGCUUCAUAUAGGUGUGUGCUGUGCAAAAUUGACAGGCUGGUUUACAGUCCAUGUGUCACGUGUCUUGUUCUGGGGCUCAGCACGCUCCUGCUUCGAACAGGAAUCCCCUGAUCUAUUUCUUGGGCAGUGCAGAGCUUGGGUGUUUUGCGAGUGAUCGCCAACUGACUAAACAGAAAGAACACACUCUCUGAUGGUUGUGUUUCUUGGGCCGUUCUGGCACUCCAUCAUCAGUGCCUGAAAUGCCAGUUAGCUGGUCAAAGAUAAGCUAAUUGGAUAAAUGUACCUGAAGUUAACAGGUGGGUUUCAUGGGGCAUCUAAACAUGGCAUCUCCUAGCGAGUUUUCCAUAGUCUCGAUUAAUAAUCUCUCAUCUUCUGUGAUGUACUUCACAAAGCAGAGAAGAAUAAGCAAAUAUACGCUAAUAAAUAGUAAGCUCCCGUUAAAUGUGAAUAAAUAAUUGCUGGCACUUUUGGAAGGCACAGCACUUUCCACUAUUUUUCUUCUUCUAACACCUUGUAAAUAAACUUUUCCACAUAACACUGAGCUCAAAACUUGGUGCAUGUUUUUUUAUAGGCCCUUUCUGACCUGCAAAUAGAAAAGUGGGAUGUGGAAAAGUGCUUUAUUCCUUUCUGUGUUUGUCUCACUCCCUUGCCUUGCCACACUCCUCCUCGCUUCUUCUGGGUUAAUAUCCAUAUUAGCCUGAUGCUGUCUAUUGCCCGACACAAACUGAAUGUUUAACCCGAAUGGUGCCAUUGUGUAAAUACAGUGACUUGCAGCUGAAGGGAUUUUCUACUACUGUUAACUUGGCCGAUCCAAUUUUUAAAAAAUGUAAUGUUCCCUCCUUUUGACAAACCAGCAUAGUAAACAAACUACUAUUGAUGCACUAACCCCAUUACAACCAUUUCCACAGUCGAAGUCACAGGUUAUCUUGUGCAACGCACAAAAGUGCGAGGUAACUCAUUGGGUCAGGCAGUAUCUCUGCAGGACAUGGAUCCGUUCAGUGGGACUAUAUUUGUCACACAUGCAACUGCACAGUGAAAUUCUUUUUGCCUAUUUACACAUUCAGGCACCACCAUGUUUUGGCACCAUUUCCAAAGUCCAAUCAUCCCAUGCGCUCAGUCUACUGGAGGAGCUCCCGAUCCCAUAAGCCCCGAGCUCCUGCAGGGCCUCCUCUGUCCCCCUCGGCCUGCGAACCAACGACCCUGUCCUCGCCUGGCCGUCUUUGUGCCCCGGGGCAGCUCCUGCAGCCGACCUUGAAGGCGCUGGAGGCAUUAGCCCAGUUUACCCUCCUACUGGCCCUUGCUCCUCACUUCCGAUGUCUCCAGUGUGUCAUUUCAGGUCAGGGUCUGAAGAAGGGUCCCAAAUCCCAACCUGAAAUGUCACCUAUCCAUUGAUGCUGCCUGACCACCCGAGUUAUUCCAGCAUUUUGUGUUUUGUUGAUUAGAAGAUUUAGAGAUAUAUAUAAAGCAGAAUAACCUUUGAAAAUGUUGUUCCUGAGCAUCUUAAAUUUUAUUGAUUUAAACUUUACACGCGAUUAGUGGGAAGCAAUACUUCAGUUGAAAUCAUUGCUAGCGGUUUAUUAAUUUCACACUUACUAGGCAAUAGAAUCUAAUUCACCCUCGAUGGUUUAUGAUGAAUUAGUUUUACAGGUGCCCUUGAUGCAUUGUUUUCCUGUAACUUGCUUCCUGUUGUUGGUAAUCUAGUUUGUUUAAGACUAAGGAAUUUUGGAGGCAAAUUGUUUUGUUCUGUAGUUGGGGGUAAAUGUCGGGUGAGAAUGUACAAAGAUUUCUGGCUUUGGAGACUCAUUCUACAGCCAAACAAAAGAAAGUCCCAAGAUAGACACAAAAUGCUGGAAUAACUCAACGGUUCAGGCACCCUCUGGAGAAAAAUGAUAGGUGACGUUUUGGGUCGAGUCCCAGUCUGAAGAGUCUGACGCGAAAUGUCUCAUUCCUUUAAUGCAGAGAUGCUGCCUGAACGUUUAGCUGCUCCAGCUUUUUGUCUUUAUCUUGGGUGGAAACCAGCCUCUACACAAAAGUAAGUCCCAGUUGUGUUAGUUAAAUAACAAUUUGUUCCAAGCUUAUACAAUGGAGUAUAAUUUUCUCAUUCUAAUGAAUUGGGCUACAGGUGCGUAGGAUAAAAUUAAACGUGUAAAGAGAACAGUCAUAUCUUUUCAGGUAACAUUAGCUUGUAAAUCCAUGAUGUGUAACUUUCCCCUCCCCUCGCCCACCCUAAUGAUAGUUUGUGAAGGAAUGCUUGGUAUACUUGUCAGCGACUCACUUGCUAUGUCAUGAGCACAUGAAUCUGUUCUAUAGAUUAGAAUGUUGCUGGUUUGAUUUCUGGCGUUCUACUCUUUGCUGAUCUUCAGUGAAUGGCAACAUCAUUUGGACCCUGAUCUGGGGCGAAGUGAAAUCAGUCCAGAUGCUGAAACCUGGUUGCUACCAAUUGCCAUUGAGCAAGACCUACUGAAAGUCUGUGUGGAAAUCUGAGCAGUGCGUAGGAAUGUCCACUGAGCAAUGUGUCUCUGAGAUGUAUCCUGAUGGGUCUCGACAUAUGUUCGAAGAGCAGAAUUUGGCCAUUCGGUCCAUCAAGUCUACUCCGCCAUUCAAUUAUGACUGACCUUUCCCUCUCUGCCCCAUUCUCCAGCCUUCUCCCCAUAACCCAACACCCUUCAGGACAUCUUCUAGAGGAGGAAGGUUGAAAAGCUAGACACAUGGAACUGUGGAUUCUGGACUAUUGAUCAAAACACAAAGUGCUGGAGUAACUCAGCGGGUAAGGCAGAUUCCCUGGAGAGCGGAUAGGCAGAGAACCUCUGCGAAGUAAGCAAACCUUGUGGAGAUGUUGCAACAGAGCAGUAAAAUGGAGACAGAAGGAAUAGCAGAUGUUUUAAUGCAUGCCCUCCAGAGAUGCAGCCUGAUCCAUUGAGUUACUGCAGCAUUUUGUGUUCUUGAGGGUGAAAACGUGGUAGGAAUGUGUCUGAUCUGGUAAACCGUGGCUUCUAAACGUGAGGAAAGCUAGAAGGGAAAUUCUAUUGUGGCUGAAUGUUCAAUAUUUAGUUCAGGAAAUAACUGGAAACUGAAGCCAAGGAUGCUGCACUUUGUUUUUGAGAGUUACGCAUCAUUAAUUUAUCCGCUGUGAAAUAAAAAAAAAACGUUUUUCUCUUCCUGUCGUUAUAAUACAUUAUCAUCUGAUUUUGAUGUUUCUGCGGCUUGUCAAAGACUGCUCAGCCAGUUAUCCAAUGGUUAUGGCCAGAAGGUUUUAAAUAUUACCUGAUUCAAAGUGGCAGCAUUUUCAUUUAUGAGUCAUAAUGUACGUUUUAAAACAACAAAUAAUUUGAAUCGAUACAACAGAGCAGCACAGAUUUAUUUUCACAUAUUUGUCCUCCUUUUGAUAGCCCAGUCUUGAAUUUCCCUGGUUUUUAUUUUGUUCUUGAGUUUUCUGCUUUCCUCUAGGACUCCUGUUGGUGCAAGAGAAUGUCUUAUCUCUGCCCAGAUUUCUAGCAAGUACUUGCCCAAUGCCAUGCAUAACUGGAGAAGGAAGGAACUCCAGAUACUGCUUUACAAAAAAAAGACACAAAGUACUGGAGUAACUCAGCAUGUCAGGCAGUAUCUCUGGAGGAUAUGGAUGGGUGACGUUCUCAUUCUAAAGAAGGGUCCCAACCCAAAACAUCACCUAUCCAUGCUCUCCAGAGAUGCUGCCUGACCCGCUGAAUUACUCCAGCACUUUAUCUUUUUUUUUUGUCAUGCAUUAACGCAGCACGGUGAUGCAGCGGUGGAGUUGCUGCCUUACAGCGCCAGAGACCCUGGUUCAUUCCUGACUACGGGUGCUGUCUGUACGGAGUUUGUACUUUCUCACCAUGACCAUGUGGGUCUUCAACUGGGUGUAUCCUCCCACAGUAAUUUAAUUGGCUCAGGUAAAAAUUGGAAAUUGUUCCUGGUGUGUCGGAUAGUGUUAGUGUGCGGGAUCGCUGGUCGGCACAGACUCGGUGGGACGUAGGGCCUGUUUCCGUGCUAUAUUUCUAAACUAAACUGCCCUCAAUCCUUGUUUCCCCAACCCCCCCAACCCCGCAAAUGAAAGAGCUUGGGUUAGAAGCCCAGUCAAGUCCAGAAACUAAACCACUCAGCAACCCAGUUGAAUAUUCCGCAAACUCUCCCCAGCAAGCAGUUGGCCUCCACCUGUAGAAAACUAAAUUCCUUUCAGAGUUUUAUCUACGUAGCCUUUAGUAACGUCGUAUCAACCACUCACAUAUCCAUUGGAUAAUAGUUGUGUGAUGUCUUUCACCCAUCCUCUAUGUAAGUUGUCCACACUUGUAUAAAUAGCACUGAUUAAUUUGAUUUUAAACAAAAUAUCUUGGGUCUUUUAAAUGACUAGCUUAGAAGUAUUUACAAGUAAAUUCUAUAGGAAAUUUAAUGUUUGUUAUUUCUGAAGCUACAACAUAAUUUAAAAGAAUCUGGGAUUUGUCAUUCAUAUCUUUGAGCUUUCUACAUUGUGUUAAUUCCCACUGUAUGAUAUCUAAGGAUUGUAAAUCAUGUCAAUAUUUCUGUGUUUAAUCAUUUUUGUACAGCUGAAUUUGAUUGUUCCAGAAAUAAGUUAAGGCGAAUAAGAUAAUUCUGCCCUCUGGCGCAAGCUUCUUAUCCUGUUUAUCUAUGUAAAAAUAGUUAACAUUGUAUAUAUAACAAAAAAUAAAAGCUUCUCAACUGUACAGUAA
Leucoraja erinaceus (little skate) is the source of this 12515-nucleotide messenger RNA. Its product is annotated as E3 ubiquitin-protein ligase Itchy-like. The record is from RefSeq and is a predicted model, not a curated record. The transcript is spliced from 24 exons. Bases 185 to 2797 code for a protein of 870 amino acids. Lineage: Eukaryota; Metazoa; Chordata; Chondrichthyes; Rajiformes; Rajidae. Gene Ontology annotation, molecular function: protein binding; ubiquitin protein ligase activity. Gene Ontology annotation, biological process: protein K48-linked ubiquitination; ubiquitin-dependent protein catabolic process; protein K63-linked ubiquitination.